Molecule: messenger RNA, 1845 nt
Organism: Magnolia sinica
Lineage: Eukaryota; Viridiplantae; Streptophyta; Magnoliopsida; Magnoliales; Magnoliaceae
Product: receptor-like protein 7
Exons: 1
Coding region: 1-1845 (614 amino acids)
Molecular function (GO): protein binding
Source: RefSeq, a predicted model, not a curated record
AUGGCUCUCCCCUUUUCUUCUAAAAACCCAUCAUUUCUCAUUGUCUUCUUUUUAUCAUCUCUUCUCUUUCUCAAUACCCAACAAUGCAACCAUCACCACUUCUCUGCUUUGCUCGACUUAAAGAAUGGCUUUUACUUCCCUCCUCUCCCCUCUUGGAAUUCAAACAACUCCGAUUGCUGCUCUUGGGAAGGCAUCACGUGUGAUGGACCCACUGGUCACGUGAUCAGCCUCGACCUCAGUGGCCUUCGGAUCAGGGGUCGGAUUGAUUUUGAAAGCCUCUUUCGUCUUCGGAGCCUGCGAAGGCUCAACCUCGCUUACAAUGAUUUUGAUGGCUCUCCAAUCCCAUCUGGGUUUGAACAGCUCACCAGUUUGACCCAUCUCAACCUCUCUCAGUUAUCCUUUUAUGGCCAAAUCCCACUGGAAAUCUCCCGCUUGAUCACUUUGGUUUCUCUCGAUCUUUCUUUCAAUCUAUAUUACAAUGGUUCAUCCUUCAAAUUCCUGAAACUCGAAAACCCAAGCAUUGGAGCAGUCGUCCAAAACCUGUCCAAUCUGAGGGAACUCUAUCUGGACUGGGUACACAUCUUACUGCAGGGCCAGACCUUAGAUUUGCCACUCCCUAAUCUCCGCAAGUUGAGCUUAAUAGAUUGUCUUCUUUCAGGCUCCAUCUUUUCUUCCCUUUCACAGCUCCAUUUCUUAUCUGAACUUGACCUCACUCGAAACAACUUCUCCUCUGCAGUCCCCAAUUUCAUCGGGAACUUAUCCUCCUUAACAUCCCUGCUCCUUGCAGACUGUGGAUUGCAUGGAAGAUUCCCUGAGAGUGUUUUCCAGCUGCCAAAUCUACAAAUCAUCGACAUAUCAUUCAAUCCACUUGUAGCUAUCAAUUUGCCAGAGUUCCCUCAAAACAACACUCUACAGCAAUUGAUCCUACGGUACACUGGAUUUUCAGGAAAGUUACCAGAUUCUCUCAGUAAUCUCAAAUUCUUGACUCAUUUACGCGUCACCUAUUGCAACUUGUCAGGAUCAUUACCAUCCUCACUUUGGAACCUUACCAAACUGCAAUAUCUGUCUCUUUCAUCCAAUAAAUUGAGCAGCCCAAUUCCUUCUUCAUAUGGAAACGGGCUUCUGAAUCUCAAAGUGAUCAACUUAGGGAAUAAUUUGCUUAAUGGGACCAUUCCAUCAUCAUUGCUUUCACUCCCAUCAUUACAAAGGUUGGAUCUCUCAGGUAACCAACUUAGUGGUCAACUUGGUGAGUUUCACAACGCCUCUUCUUCACAGCUGGAGAUCCUCUAUUUGGGUAACAAUAAAUUGCAAUGGAUGAUACCCAGAUUUAUCUUUCAACUUACCAACCUUCAAGAACUUUACGUUCCUUCCAAUAAUUUCAGUGGUGUUGUAGAGCUAGGCUUAUUUCAAAACCUCAAAAAACUUUCCUCUCUGGAUCUUUCAGAUAACAACUUGUCAGUCCAAUAUGGCAGUGAUAAUUCCACAUUUGUUUCCAUCCCCCAGUUUCAAUCUUUGUUGUUACGUUCUUGCAACAUCAGCACAUUUCCAAAUUUCUUGAGAAAUCAAGAGUGGUUGAGGGAAUUGGACCUUUCCAACAAUAAAAUUAGUGGUGAAAUACCUAAAUGGAUAUGGGAGGUUGGCAAUGAGCCUUUAAUCUCUUUAAAUCUUUCUCACAAUGUUCUACAGGGAUUCCAGGGAAUAGAACCAUCUUCCCAUCUUUUGUUGAGUCCCUUGCAAUUCCUUGACCUUAGCUCCAACAAGCUAGAAGGCUUACUUCCUAUCCCACUCCCUUCCAUCUUUUUCUUUUCAGUUUCAAACAAUAGCCUUGGUGGUGAAAUCCCUUGA